This is a messenger RNA of Echinops telfairi (small Madagascar hedgehog), 6760 nucleotides long. It is a transcript of the gene GON4L, whose product is annotated as gon-4 like. Gene Ontology annotation, biological process: regulation of DNA-templated transcription. Gene Ontology annotation, cellular component: nucleus. The transcript is spliced from 32 exons. Gene Ontology annotation, molecular function: transcription coregulator activity. The record is from RefSeq and is a predicted model, not a curated record. The coding region runs from base 73 to 6462 and encodes 2129 amino acids. NCBI's taxonomy places the organism in Eukaryota, Metazoa, Chordata, Mammalia, Afrosoricida, Tenrecidae.
CUUCCGGUGGCGCUGAAGGCGCGUUUCCGCGGGAUCCGGCCGGCCGGAUAGAACAAACGUGGGCCUUCUAAAAUGUUGCCCUGUAAGAAGAGAAGAACUGCAGCGACAGAGUCCUCACAGACUAAGGGCAGCCAGGAGGAAGAUGACUUAGACCUAGAGGCUGCUGUUAAACCGGAAUCUGACCACGUUAAAGAUUUGGAGCCAUUGUCACUGUCCUGGGGUCUAAGCCACGACAGAGCAGCUGGCCUUGACAUGCAAUGUUUGGAGGAUGCAGGGAAUCAGCUUGGUGUGGAGGAGCCAUCUUUGGGGUCUGAGGUGCCCACCCAGGACACAGAUCUAUCACUGCCGGAAGUUGUGGGAAAACCUCAAAUACAUUCUGGAGGAGAGAUACCAUCACUGCCGCUAGGCAUCCACCCUGCAAAAGCAGGGGCCCAGCCUAGGAAAUCACCCCAACCAGGUGUCUGUGACUCUUCUCAAGAAAAGCCACCCAAGACUCCAGCUCCCCAAGCUGAGGAAGAGAGAGAGGAUGGUGGGCUCUUCAUCCCAAUGGAAGAACAAGACAAUGAAGAAAGUGAGAAAAAGCGAAAAAAGAAAAAGGGUACCAAGAGGAAACGAGAUGGAAGAGGUCAGGACGAAGGGACUGUGGCUUAUGACCCUAAACUGGAUGACAUGCUUGACCGAACCUUAGAGGAUGGCGCCAAACAGCACAAUCUAACAGCGGUCAACGUGAGAAACAUCCUGCAUGAAGUAAUCACAAAUGAACAUGUGGUAGCAAUGAUGAAAGCAGCCAUCAGCGAGACAGAAGACAUGCCAAUGUUUGAGCCUAAAAUGACACGCUCCAAGCUGAAGGAAGUAGUGGAGAAAGGAGUGGUAAUUCCAACAUGGAAUAUUUCACCUAUUAAGAAGGCCAACGAAAUUAAGCCUCCUCAGUUUGUGGAUAUCCACCUCGAAGAAGAUGAUUCGUCAGAUGAAGAGUACCACCCAGAUGAUGAAGAAGAAGAUGAGACUGCUGAAGAGAGUUUGUUGGAAAGUGACGUGGAAAGCACUGCUUCUUCUCCUCGUGGAGCAAAGAAAUCCAAAUUGAGGCAGUCUUCUGAGAUGACUGAGACAGAUGAGGAGGCCGGCAUGUUCUCAGAGGCUGAGAAAGCCACCACGCCGGCCGUGAGGCACAUCAGUGUGGAGACGGUGCCCAUGGGGCCCCCACCCCCUCCAAAGCCAAAGCAGAUGAAGGACAGCACUUUCAUGGAGAAGCUGCAUGCGGUGGAUGAGGAGCUGGCUUCCAGUCCUGUCUGCGUGGAUUCUUUCCAAACCUUGGAUGACAGCCUUAUAGCAUUCCGAACUCGUUCUAAGAGGCCCCUAAAAAACGUCCCCCUGGGGCAACUAGAGGCCAAGCUCCAAGCUCCAGACAUCACCCCAGACAUGUAUGACCCCAAUACAGCAGACGAUGAGGACUGGAAAAUGUGGCUAGGGGGUCUCAUUAAUGAUGAUGUGGGAAAUGAAGAUGAGGCAGAUGACGACGACGACCCAGAAUACAAUUUCCUGGAUGACCUUGAUGAGCCAGAUACAGAAGAUUUCCGCACUGACCGAGCAGUGAGAAUCACCAAAAAGGAAGUGAACGGGCUGAUGGAAGAGCUGUUCGACACUUUCCAAGGUGAGACGGGGUUCCCCAAAGUUGAAGAUCACGGUCCUGAGGAGAAGGAGCGUGUGGCUGAGUCUCGGCCUGACUUUAAUACACCUCAAGUCCUACGGUUUGAGGAACCACUGGCCAAUUUGCUGAAUGAGCAACAUCGGACUGUAAAGGAGCUACUUGAACAAUUGAAGUUGAAGAAAUCUGCAGCCAAACCUCAGCAAGAAGUGGAGAGGGUUAAGCCCACGAAUGAUAAAGUUCCUCAGACUCUGGUUCUCGAUCUAGCACAGCGACAGAGACUCCAACAGCAAAUGCAACAGCAUGUUCAGCUCUUGACGCAAAUCCACCUUCUUGCCAGCUCCAACCCCAAUCUUAGUUCGGAAGCCAGUACUACACGAGUAUUUCUUAAAGAGCUGGGGACUUUUGCUCAAAGCUCCAUUGCCCUUCACCAUCAGUUUAACACCAAGUUUCAGACCUUGUUCCAGCCCUGUAACCUGAUGGGAGCUGUGCAGCUCAUCGAAGACUUCAGCACUCACGUCAGCAUUGACUGGAGCCCUCGGAAACCUGUCAAGAAGCCUGGCUAUGAAUUUCCCUGUUUGCCAAAGCAAGUAGCUUGGAUCCUGGCGACAAGCAAGGUUUUCAUGUAUCCAGAGUUGCUUCCAUUAUGUUCUCUGCAAGCGAAGGCCCCGGAGGAUAAGAGCUUCUUUACCAAGGCUGAGGACAAUUUGUUAGCUUUAGGAUUGAAGCAUUUUGAAUAUACCGAGUUUCCUAAACUUCUGAUCAGCAAGUACCUUCUAACCUGCAAGACUGUCCAUCAGCUGACAGUGAGAAUCAAGAACCUGAUGUUGAGCAGAGCUCCUGACAACAUCGUGAAGUUGUACAAGAAGACCAAACAGCUGCCCGUCUUGGCAAAGUGCUGUGAAGAAAUCCGGCCACAUCAGUGGAAGCCCCCAGUAGAGAGGGAAGAACAUCGACUUCCAUUCUGGUUAAAGGCCAGUUUGCCAUCCAUCCAGAAGGAACUGCAGAACUUAACUGAAGGCACUAGAGCGGGCGGAGAUGUGACCGGAGCUCCUGAGACCAGCGCAGACCCAGGCCUCGACAAGGGCAGCCCCCGAGUGGGGAGUGGCACUCGCUACCCACUGCUGUUGCCUAAGGACGUCGUCCUGAAACUGAAGCCCGUUGCCAAGCGGUUUUCCAGGAAGGCUUGGAGGCAGAAGCGGUCAUCAGGCCUGAAGCCUCUUCUUAUCCGACCCAGCCCCUCUCUUCCACCAGCCAGAGCAACUCAGUCAGAAACCCCUCCAAGCAACGCGGUGGGUCAGGUCCCUCACCCGAUUCAGACCGUGUCAGGCCGCCCUCCUUUGGAAGUCAUAGGGGGUCCUGGCUUUGAGUCUGCCUUGGCACUACCUGAGGCCAGGACCGGCUUCUCCCUCUCCUCUGCCCUUGUGCCCAAAGUAAUGCUGCCUUCACUUGCCCCUUCUAAGUUUCGAAAGUCGUGUGUGAAACGGAGACUCCCAAAGAGAAAGGGGGUCAAGGCCCCUCCCUGUCUGAAGCCUGCCCCCUUCAUCCACCCUGCCCCUGUCAUCUUCACCGUUCCCGCCACCACCGUGAAGGUCGUGAGCCUUAGCACUGGCUGUAACAUGAUGCAGCCUGUCAAUGCAGCUGUGGCCCCGAGUUCUCAGCCCAUUCCCAUUGCUACCCUCUUGGUUAACCCCACUUCCUUUCCCUGUCCAUUGAACCCACCCAUUGUAGCCUCCUCCAUCCCACCCUUAAUUGUCUCUGGUAACACUGUGAAUCUUCAUGGACCAUCUACCACUGAAGAUAAGGCCUGGAGCAAUGUGGACAUUGCUUGUCCAUUGACGGAAGGCAAAGGUACCUUUCCAAGCCUUGAACCCAAAUUGGAACCCCAGGAAAUAGCUCCUCAGUGUGCUGCUGCCCUUCCCAAAGAGGAGCGCGGUCCAGGGCCUCUACCAGCAGAUCGAGGGUGCCAAGAAGAGCUGUCCGAAAACUUUACCUAUCGCUGGACUAUUGUGAAAACGGAGGGGGGAGGGCAAGUCCUAGAAGCCCUGCCUCAGAGCUUCCAGGAAUCUCGUAAGUCUCCUCUUGGCAACUUAGAAGAAAUUGUCAAGGUCGAACCUGAAGACCCUGGGGCGGAAAUCUCUAGCCUCUCCUCUGAGCAGAACGUUUGUGGUGAAAUCAAAGAAGAGCCUUCCCUGGAAUUGGAUACUACGAGCUCCCCAAGCGAGGGGUUAAAUGGCCCUGGAGAGGUGAGGAAACCACAGGUCUUACAAAAGGAGGAAGAGAGGUGUCAGCUGACCAAAGCCCCUGCAGCGUCUCAGGAGCCUCCUGAUGAAGGGAACUCGGGCGAGGUGAGCAAAGGCUCUCCAAAUACUGCUUCCUCUUCGGGGGACCCUGGGGUGGGGAAGCCUGAAGACACCUCGAGUGCUGAUGGGCAGUCGGUGGGCACGCCAGCGGGAGCAGAAACUGGCGCUGAGAAGGACGGGCCCGAGGAAGAGGAAGAGGAGGACUUUGAUGACCUCACCCAAGAUGAGGAGGAUGAGCUGUCAUCCGCGUCUGAGGAGUCGGUGCUCUCCGUGCCUGAGCUCCAGGAAACCAUGGAGAAACUCACUUGGCUUGCGUCUGCAAGGCGCAUGAGUCAGGAAGGGGAGUCUGAGGAAGAGAACUCCCAGGAGGAGAAUUCUGAGCAGGAGGAGGAGGAGGAGGAGGAAGCAGAGGGAACAGAAAGCCUGCAGAAGGAGGAUGAAAUGGCUGAGGAAGCAACUGGGGCCGCUGUUGAGAAGCCCCCUUCUACUUUGACUUCACCCCAGGCUGCUCCAGAAUUGGAGAUGAACAGGACCCCACCAGGAGGGAGCAGCAAAGCCGCUGGCAAGGGCCGGAGCAGUGGCCGAGCUCGCAGCACGCGGGGGAGCCGCGCCCGGGCCCGCAAGGACACCGCCAAGCUGCUGCUGCUGUACGCCGAGGACAUUCUCGAGCGGGACCCGCUCAGGGAGCAGAAGGACUUGGCUUUCGCCCAAGCAUAUCUGACCAGGGUUCGGGAAGCACUGCAGCAUCUCCCUGGAAAGUAUGAGGACUUUCUUCAGGUUAUCUAUGAAUUUGAGGCAAGUGCCCAAAAGCAGACUGCUCUGGAUCUCUACAAAAGCUUGCGCACUCUGCUCCAAGAUUGGCCUCAGCUCCUGAAGGACUUUGCUGCUUUCCUGUUGCCUGAGCAAGCUCUGGCCUGUGGAUUAUUUGAGGAGCAGCAGGCUUUUGAGAAGAGUCGCAAGUUUCUCCGGCAGCUGGAGAUUUGCUUCGCAGAGAACCCCUCACACCACCAGAAGAUCAUCAAGGUCCUACAAGGCUGUACACACUGCCUGCCCCAGGAGAUCACUGAGCUCAAAACACAAAUGUGGCAGCUCCUCAGGGGCCACGCGCACCUGCAGGAUGAGUUUUCCGUCUUCUUCGACCACCUGCGCCCAGCAGCGAGCUGGAUGGGCGACUUUGAGGAGAUCAAUUGGACUGAGGAGAAAGAGUAUGAGUUUGAUGGCUUCGAGGAAGUGGCCUUGCCUGAUGUAGAAGAGGAAGAGGAGCCUCCUAAGAUACCCGCCAGCUCGAAGAGCAAGAGGAGAAAAGAGAUGGGGGCCCAGAGCCACGAUAAGGAGACUGAGUGGCCAGAUGGGACCAAGGACUGUACCUGUUCCUGCCACGAGGGCGGGCCUGACUCGAAGCUGAAGAAGAGCAAAAGGAGGAAUUGCAGCCACUGCAGCAGCAAGGUUUGUGACAGCAAAUCCUACAAGAGCAAGGAGCCCCAGGAGUUGGUGAGCAGUAGUCCCCACUAUGAGGCCAGCCCCAUGCAUGCUGCCAAGGAGCCCGGGCAGAGCAAGGAUGUGGUGGAGGCAGAAGCCCCAGAGGAGCGGGAAAGUGUUGAGGUGAUGCAGAGCAGGACUGGCAGAGCCACCAGAAAGGGAGAGAUACCUGUUCCAGCAGGAUUGGCUACAGGGAGCACAUCGCUGCCCACCCGAGAAGUGACUGUUACAGACCGACUCCUCCUGGAUGGCCCACCACCUUGCUCACCAGACACUCCUCACCCUUCCCCACCAAUGGUUACGAGCAGUCAAGCGGGGCCCGAGGUCACCUCCUGCGCCAAGGUGUCUAGUUCCAAACUUCACAAAGACAGCGAGGGCCAUAAAGCUUUGGCUGGGUGCGAAACUUCAGCAACUGAGACAUUGCCCGAGACUGUUGAGCUCCCAGCUUCCUUCCCGGGCCCUGUUUCCUCAAGGGCCAGAGACUUAGGGAAUAAACAGGAGUCUGUGGUGACUGGUGAACCGGAAACUCAAGAGAGUGGGCUGCCCUCAAGCAGAGCUGGAGUGAAGACAGCCGACAGGAUGUCCCCCGUCCACGAAUCUUCAUCAGCAACUGACGCCUCAGAAACAUCCCCAAAAGCCCUUAGCGGGAGUCUGACUAAGGACAGUGGAAUGCAGGGCCGGGGUCCAGAUGGGGAACAGCCACCAAAGACCACAGAAGCUACCGUAUGCGCCAACAACAGCAAGGUCAGCUCCACUGGGGAAAAGGUGGUUCUGUGGACAAGGGAAGCUGACCGGGUGAUUCUCACCGUGUGCCAGGAGCAAGGGGCACAGCCACAGACCUUCAGCAUCAUCUCCCAACAACUGGGAAAUAAGACCCCUGCUGAGGUCUCCCACCGCUUCCGAGAGCUCAUGCAGCUCUUCCACACGGCCUGCGAGGCCAGCUCGGAGGACGAGGACGAUGCAACCAGCACCAGCAAUACGGACCAGCUCUCUGACCAUGGGGACCUGCUCUCCGAGGAGGAGCUGGAUGAGUGAGGCACAGGACCACGCCCAGCACGGCCCGCUGCUUGUCCAAGCCCUGGGCUCCACGCAGAGCCGGAAGUGGAGGGGCCAGGGACAAGGCACAGUCAGGCUGGGGGCCGAAUAGGGCCCAGGGUUCUGCCCUCCUGUGCUGCCUUGUGUGAAGACCAUCGCAUCGUUGUAAAUAGCAAUGCAUAAAAGGGGUUCAGCCCUGUUCUCUUUUUUAUUUCAAAUGGUACAUAUUUAUUGUCCUGUGAGCUAAUCAUGUGUUUCUCAGUGUAAUAAAGACUUGGUGGGUGCAGCCAACAUGGAA